Molecule: messenger RNA, 1563 nt
Organism: Amborella trichopoda
Lineage: Eukaryota; Viridiplantae; Streptophyta; Magnoliopsida; Amborellales; Amborellaceae
Product: S-adenosyl-L-methionine-dependent methyltransferases superfamily protein
Source: RefSeq, a predicted model, not a curated record
UUGAGUUGCAUCUUUAAUUCCUGCAACGCUCUAUCACUUUUCCCCAUAUCUAUUUGCUUGCAUCCAAAUCAUUAAUUCAUCGUUCCAAACUUCCAACCCAACCAACUCACUGGGCAGCGCACACUCUCUCUCUAUGCUGCUUCCUAAAAGCAAUGGUUUCCAAAGCCUUAUCUGUGCCCAUUUUAUUUGCUGGAUCAGCUCUCGUUCUUUUUCUCUUUCUCUGUCUCUUUGUCCCUGUUUUCUUCGACCUCCCUUCUAUAUGUUACACUAACCCUAGGAACCUCAACAGAGUAGAUAAUGGCCAGAUCCAGUUUCAGGGAGGUAUUAAUUCCAUCACUCAGUCUAAAGAAUACAGUGAGAGAGAAAACCAUGGCGAGAUCCAGUUUCAGGGAGCCAUUGAACCUAUUGGACCUUCAAGGGAAGAUAUAGAAUGGGUGAAGGAUCAGUUGCAGAGAAAUAGUUUGGGAGAACCACCCAACACAACAGAAGGUUGGCAUGCUCUUCGAAAGGGGAUCAAUCCUCGCACUCGAGCUCAACAGCUUGAAGAUCUCACCAAGUUCAAGGGAAUUUCACACUAUGAAGAUGGCACGAAUGAUCACACAGCUCUACCUUGCCCCGGGGAACUUCUUGUAGAGGAGCACCACAGCAACUAUGGAGAGCCUUGGGCAGGAGGGCGGGAUGUGUUUGAAUUUCUUGGAAGCUCCGUUAAAUUGAAGCCAGGUGACCUUGUUUUAGAGAUUGGAUGUGGCACUUUGAGGGUGGGACUGCAUUUUAUUCGUUAUCUAGACCCUUCCCAUUUCCACUGUCUCGAAAGGGAUGAAUUGUCACUCAUGGCAGCCUUCAGAUACGAGCUUCCUUCACAUGGUCUCUUGCACAAGCGUCCUAUAAUUUUCAAAGGAGAAGACAUGGACUUUAGUGGGUUUGGGUCAGGGGUCACAUAUGAUCUUAUUUAUGCAAGUGCAGUUUUUCUCCAUAUGCCAGAUGCUCUUGUUUGGGUUGGCCUUGAAAGGCUUGCUUCGAGAUUGAGGCCAUACAAAGGGCGCAUUUUUGUUUCUCACAAUAUAAAGUUUUGUACCAGAUUGCGUGGAGAAGAGUGUGCACAACGGCUUAAAGGGCUUGGUCUCGAGUAUGUUGGGAAACAUACUCAUGAUAGCCUCUUGUUCAAUCAUUACGAGAUAUGGUUCGAGUUUAGACGGUCUGAGUCUGGGGCUUAGAUUUCACAAUCAGAUAUGAUUUGUGCUUAGACAAUCUUCAUCUGGGGUUUAGAUUUCAUUGGAGGCUUCACUUUUGCUGGAUGUUGAUGGUUGGUCAUCUAAUCUGAUAUUUUUCAUGAGGAGCAAGAUGGUAGAUUGGAUUCUAAUUUUUGAAGUGGACCUUCUGUUUGUGCUAGAAAAUGUGGGGAUUUCAUGCUUAUACAUUUCAUGCCUGAUGCAAUUUCUUGAAAUAUUUUUUUCUCAACAUUGGAGAGAAGAUUAUUGUUGGAAACUGGUUGUGGUAAAUCCAUUUUUGUAUUUUGGAAAAUGAGUAAAAUAGUUAAUCAGAAGUCAGAACCCUUCCAGUGUC